AUGUCGAGAUCGCCGAGCUUCUGUCUGGACGCUCAACUCAGCUUUCUCUCCGAAGAGAACGACAGCUAUUAUCUCAAGAGUCUAGAGGCAGAGAUGAAGCAGGAAAAGGAACGAUAUCCUGGCGCCAGCAGCUGGGCUCCUGCUGAGGAGCGACUCUUUGAGAUUCUCUUCAUGCGACAGGACCUUCCGAUGCUGCCUCCAACCUGGGAUGUCGACUUGCGUGGUGUCCCCCUGUCGGAUGUCAUAUUCAAGACUUCGGACGACUUCCCUCCUAUCAUCUAUGCCCACUCCAAGGACUUUCGAGCAACCUUGGCACUCACCCGGUUGAUCGAUCUCACCGCAAAGGCGAGGGUCAGUAUCCAGAGUGGCCUUCGGAGAAAGGUCUCGCACCUCAUCAAGCGGGAACUCGACAAGUACAUCAGCUGGGCAGCCCAGGAUGCCGACUACGCCCACCUCCGCAUAGUGCCAAACAUCAUGACUGAAGUCGUCGACACGACCAUGUCCGAGUACGACAUCACAGAAUACAUCCAGGGCCGUAUGAGAUCCCUCGCCAAGCUACAGCGUGAGUUUCUCAGAGAGGAUUCAAAUCCGCAGUUCUGGGAUGUGCUUAAGCCGAGCAUCAUGGCCUCCCCCAUGAUCAAGGUUGAGCCCGAUGAUUGUUCGCCAGCGAUGGGAAGAUGGUCAGCAUCCACUGAGAUCCGGCGGAAUUCGCAUCUUUGUAUCAGCGAACUCUCGCCCGCAACGCCAUGUCCUGGUGGCAAGGUCAAGGUUGAGCCAGAACUUGAGAGCCCACGCAUUGCUCAAGCCAAGACCCCUUCAAGAGAAGCGUCACCCACACGUUCACUCUCUCCUCCAUCCCCGGUCGAGCCACAAACACCACCCAAAUACACCUACCGUCGCCAUCCGCCCGUCGUAUACGGCCUCGUCAUUCUCAACACUUCCGUUCUCCUCCUCACGACCGAUUCCUCGAAAGGUUCAGACGCCUAUGUCAGUUUUCAGGUCCAGAUCGACUUCCAGGAGGAGAACCAGAGCGUCUGGAAUGCCCUGACCAUCGCCAUCGCCGUGUGCCUGGCGCGAGAUGAACUGCGUACUCGUGUUGGCGACUUUGAAGAGUUGCCUUGCCUGUCAGAGAGUGACCCGGACGCUUAA
Messenger RNA from Fusarium vanettenii 77-13-4, 1149 nucleotides. RefSeq lists its product as uncharacterized. The coding region runs from base 1 to 1149 and encodes 382 amino acids. The record is from RefSeq and is a predicted model, not a curated record. NCBI's taxonomy places the organism in Eukaryota, Fungi, Ascomycota, Sordariomycetes, Hypocreales, Nectriaceae. The transcript is spliced from 3 exons.